UUUUACUUGAUCCUGUGUUGCCAGUUUCUCAUUCAAUCCACCCUCUCUCUCUUUCUGUGUGUGUGUGUGUGUGUGUGUGUGUGUGUGUGUGUGUGUGUGUGUGUGUGUCACUGUAUGUCGAUCAACCAGUCAUGGCAGUGACAUGUGGAAUUUUUCAUUACCGCGCCCCAGGGGCACCAUGCUGUCUGUGCCUGUGUAUCGUGCUUGCAUUUUUGCCCCCACUCCUGCCGUCUCAUUCUCUCUCUCUCUCUCUGGUAUUAUUCUGAGUCAGCCGGUGGCGAGCUGUGGUUUGUUGUUUGUUGUCCAGCCAGCUGUAUGGGGCAGUAGUACCUGUCAGUGACUGAUCUCCUCUCCAUGGCCUGCCGUCUCUCCGGCUCUGGCUCCUACACCGUGGUUAUCAUCCCCCUCAGGACCAGCCUCUACAGCCUGGACGCACUCCGCUUCUACCUAUGGGUGAGGAGGGAGGUAGUGUGUGUGUGUAUGUGUGAGGGGGUUGUAGAGGGCGAUAUGAGUGUGCAUGUCUGUUUUGAAAAAUUACCCUAAUCAGUUACAUCUCCUUCUGUCUUUGUUGCAUGUUUCUCCUGAGCUGGUGAUUCUUAUCAGCCACCCAGCGUACCCACAUGUGUUUUGCUUCCCAGUUUUCAGCACAACAUGGCUGUACUGUACAGGCCAUUUUUUGUUAAAAAGACCACACAUCCAAAGUGUGACUUUACUCAAAUCAGGUAUUUACUGCUUCUCGAGUCUGUGUCACCAAUUUGGCGCAUUUGGCUAAGGUGCAUUUAUGUGACCUUUUCUACUCUUCUGUAAUGUGGAAUGAAUGGUUAAUGUCUCUUUUGGGUUAUUAUGUAGAAGAAGGUGCACAAUUUUUUAAUAAAGUUUCUAUUGAAAUUUUAAGUGAUACCAAAGGAGGUUAAAUUUACACAUGUACAACAUAAACUGUAUUUAAAAACAUGUAUAUGUUUAUACAUUGAGAUCAUAGUUAAAGUUGUUGUUGUGCUGGACUGCAUAUUAUAUUAUACUGAUAGGUGUUUCUUAUUUUCUGUCCUUCCCCUUUACAUACAUUCUUGAGUGACUUUACAGCGUCUUUACAUAUGUUUACAUGUUUGCAAGUGUUUGGGAUCACCUUGAGACUACCAGCAAGUACAAGCAUCUUUGAGUAUUUGAAAAGCGCUCCGUAAAUAAAAUGUAUUAUUAUUGAAUUUAUUAUAUGUCAAAGUUCAUUGACAACAGAAUAGUCAUAGCCAUCAGAUAUUGUAAAAUACUGAGAUCAUUAUUCCAAGUGCCUGCGGUGCACCACUUAAAAGAUAUUUACCCGACAUCAAAAAGAGUUAAAGUCAUUAAUUUGAUUAUUAUAUUUUAUUGAUCCAGUCAAUCUGUUAUAUAGUAUUUUCUAUAAAUUUUGUUUCCCAACAUGGAGGUCUAAAUGCUGUUUUAUUCCUGUGCCAGGCAUAAAUUUCUGGUAGAGAAAUUCUGUAUUCUUCAAAUUUCUGGUAGAGAAAUUCUGUAUUCUUCAUUUAUUUAUUUUUGUUGCCUUUAAGUAAAUUAAUAUAUUGUAUUAGGCCUAAAAUGGCUGGAAUCAGCAUUUAAAAUACAUAGUAUGUGUAACUUUAAGACUCCACACAAAUCCCCACAUUCCCAAUAGAAAAAUAUUGAUGACUAAACUGAGCUUUACUGGUUAAAUUACAGCACUUACUGUGUAUUUUUGAGACAACUGAAUUAUUCAUGUAAAUACAACAGGAGUUUGCUUUUCAUACUGGACAUUUAACUUCAAUGCUUUUGCAACUGUUUUCACUCAGUUUUUCAUCUUUGCUCCAUGUCUGGGUGUUGUCUUGGAGGCAGCAUGGAUGCCGUCAUCCCAGUGACACAUUCCCACAUGUCAAGUCUGCCCCUCACAGCUUCCUGUUAAAGGCUCAAUAUAUCCAGUUUUCCACUAACUGUGGCUCUAUGGUUAUAAAUGGAGCUGCCGAGCGGCAACUGACCAAAAGGAAAUUGCAAUAGAUUUUAGAUUGUCGUGGUAGACAUACAGCUGUGAUGUUACACAAAACACAGUAAUAAAAAAAUAUCUUUUUUACAUUUGUUGAAAAUUUUAGUGAUCAAACGCAUCUAAAAUAAACCAUUCACUAUUGAAAAUUAUAGUAUGACUGAUUUCCUGACCUCAUGAUACCAAAGGUGGAUCAGCACCACCAUAUAUUAUGGUUCCCUGGUUGUUGUAGCACUGUUUGAGGCCAUUUAAAGUGCACGUAACCCAUCCAGUGUAGACAAUAGAACUAAAGGCACCCCGCUGCUCUUUAGGUGUAAACAAAGCCUUGGGGCCUCUGGAAGACAACAGGCAGCGCUGUGCCGAUCACAUUGCUUUACAUCAAGCUGCAGGCUACACUUUCGGUGGACAAGCUUGCUGGUCAGCUCCACUGGUAAACACACACAUAACCAUACAAAAAGAAGCUAUACAAGCUAUAAGAACAGCUAUAUCGUCAAACUCAACAUUUAGGAUUAUUUUGUAAGUAUUGGUUGGUACUUUGCUGCUUUAUUAGAUAGUAGAAAGUGGAAAUGUGACAGGACAUGACAUGUAGCAAAGGUCAUGGUGUCUCUGGCUGAACUUGACCCGGGGUGGGAUCCCGUGGUCAACAUUUAAGACCCCUCGGCUACUAGGAUGCUCCAACAUUUGCCGGUUUGUUGGUACAAGAUACAACUUAAAAUUAAGUGCUUCUGUCCUUUAAGGGAACCCGAUCAAGCCCUUUCCUUCCCAUCUCAGAUUAAGCGUCUGAAGGAUCUAGAGAAGGAGAAGGACGCUCUGUGCUCCGGUCUGGAGAUCCUGGAGAAGACUCGUCUGUGGUACCUCCAGCAGCUGGAGGAGAACAGAGCCAGGCAGGGUAACAUCGAGACCAAAAGUGGGGUCGGCUCCUGCAAGGAAGGUGCAGCAGAGGCUCGGUCUUGCCUCCUCAGGUGUCGUAUCCAACGGGUGAAUGGCUCUCUGGGCUCUGUGAUGAGUGAGCCCAAUGCCACAAGCAGCAGCAACCCUUCUCUGCUGGAUGCAGUGGCAGACAGUGACCUCCGGUGGCAAAACACAGUACUGACUCAGGAGGUGAGUGACAAGAAUCUUCAGAUCUCCAUGUUGGAGCUGGAAAAAGAUGCUCUCCUCGAACAGCUUGAUGAACUGCAGGCCCAUUGAUUGCAUUAAUACACAUGUGCACAUGCGUACAGGCAGGCACUUGAGCUGCACUGCAAACUUUCACACAGUUGCCAACUUUCAGCCACUUGUAAAUAUGUAUUUAAAUUAAUAAAUGACAGUUAAAGGAUG
Messenger RNA from Micropterus salmoides (largemouth bass), 3298 nucleotides. It is a transcript of the gene sapcd1, whose product is annotated as suppressor APC domain containing 1. Bases 2651 to 3169 code for a protein of 172 amino acids. Lineage: Eukaryota; Metazoa; Chordata; Actinopteri; Centrarchiformes; Centrarchidae. The transcript has 3 exons. The record is from RefSeq and is a predicted model, not a curated record.